AAAAUUGUACUGUACAUCAUUUUAUAAAAAAUACGUAGUAAAUCAAUUUUACUACGGAGUACUUGCUGAAAGUGAAUUACUCCGUAAAAGGAUUUUGGAGCAUUUUAACGGGCACCCCUCCCUCUUUCUCUACUCCAUUGAAGCGUACUCUGAAUUCUCUAUUGAAGCGGUUAGUGAGCUUUCUCUCCUCCAUUGAAGCAGCUUCUCAGUUUAAGCCUUCAACUACUCAAAGAGGUGUUUGGCAAUGAUAAAAAGAUCCCUCAUUUUCUUUUUGGAAUGAAGUCAAUAUUAUGUUAGAGGCUUAUGGAGAGAUUUUGUUUAAAAAUGUGGAAAAGUUGGUGUGGAUGUCGAUCUUAGGAGAGAAAUUGAAGCUGGUUAGAGGAUAUUAAUCAAGAUUAGCUGUGUUUGUACUUCCCAAGAGGCAGCUCUUUUUAUUGUGAAGAAUUUUUCUUGCCUUUCCUAAUUCUCUGGUGGAAUAUGCAUUUCAUCAAGCAUUUAAGAAACUUACAUGUAAGGUCUAUUUUUGAAAAAAAGUACGUCUUGUCUCAAGCUUGCUGUCUGCAAACUGGAGUAUCUCAGAAUACCAAGCCUAAGAAGUACAAAUAUCCCUCGGUCUACGACCCAUAUGGAUCAAGACCAGCACCAUCGGAAAAAGUCAAUCAGUUAGCAGAGCAAAUUAUUACCCUAACUGCUGAAGAACGAGCUCAAAUUGGUCCAGCACUCAGAGAGAUUCUCAAACAUCCUAAAUUGGAGAAGAUUUCAACAGAAGGCUUAGACUUGGGUGCUGCAGCUGCUGGAACCAACACUCAGGCUGAGGAGAAAAAGGAAGAAAAAACUGCAUUCGACGUGAAGUUGGAGAAGUUUGAUGCUACUUCCAAACUUAAGGUGAUCAAGGAAGUCAGGGCAUUGACCAGUCUAGGACUGAAGGAAGCCAAAGAGCUAGUGGAAAAGGCACCAGUAGUACUUAAACAAGGGCUCACAAAAGAAGAGGCAGAAGGCAUAAUUGAGAAAAUAAAGGCUGCUGGAGGAGCUGCAAUAAUGGAGUAAAACAGAACGAAGACAGAAAGCAAAACCCAUUAAGAAAAAGGAUAGGUUUCAGGAGCUUCUGGUGUUUUUUACGCUUCUAAUAGACAACAAUUAUUCCGGCUACUACGAGAAAUGAAGAGAUUAAUAGUUUGGCAUAUUUUUCGAUGGGAUUUUGAUGUUGGUUAGUUGUGCUGUAACUGGGAUUCUCUUCUAAGUUCUGAAUAUUAUUGAUAUUUUUGGUCCAACAACUCUGUCUUUAACAAUAAGAAAUAAGAACUAGGAAGAAAAUAUCGAAUCAGUACCCUUGAGAAAUGAGAACAGGUUUGGCACUUCUUAGUUUUUUGGUCCAACAAGUGCUCCAAUAUUAUUAUGAAUUUAUGAUUUAA
Molecule: messenger RNA, 1412 nt
Organism: Chenopodium quinoa (quinoa)
Lineage: Eukaryota; Viridiplantae; Streptophyta; Magnoliopsida; Caryophyllales; Amaranthaceae
Product: 50S ribosomal protein L12, chloroplastic-like
Exons: 3
Coding region: 478-1047 (189 amino acids)
Biological process (GO): translation
Cellular component (GO): ribosome
Molecular function (GO): structural constituent of ribosome
Source: RefSeq, a predicted model, not a curated record